Molecule: messenger RNA, 6880 nt
Organism: Lymnaea stagnalis (great pond snail)
Lineage: Eukaryota; Metazoa; Mollusca; Gastropoda; Lymnaeidae
Source: the annotation of a GenBank genome assembly
UUCGAUUUGGUGCAUAAUUAAAAGUUUCUCGAUUGUACACGAAAAAAACCGUCAUUGAGACAGUGGUCAAGAUGGCGAACGAAGUUACUCAUGCACCAAACAAAACAUGGGAAUUAAGUCUCUAUGAGCUCCAUAGAACUCCCCAAGAUGCAAUAACAGAUAAUACUGAAAUUGCUGUUUCUCCUAGAAGUUUGCACAGUGAACUGAUGUGUCCGAUUUGCCUUGAUAUGUUGAAGAAUACUAUGACAACAAAGGAAUGUUUACAUCGUUUUUGUCAAGAGUGCAUCAUAACUGCACUAAGAAGUGGAAACAAAGAGUGCCCGACAUGUAGAAAAAAACUCGUAUCAAAGCGAUCUCUUCGCCCUGAUCCGAAUUUCGAUGCUCUUAUCUCCAAAAUUUAUCCUAGUAGAGAUGAAUAUGAAGCCCACCAAGAAAGACUCAUGGCAAAACUAAACAAACAUCAUAAUACUGCUGCCUUGACCACCAGUAUUGAAGAAGGUCUGCGUUUGCAAGCAUUAAAUAGGGCACAACGAGUACGCAAACAAAAUUCAGAAAGAAGACAAGAUGAAGAGUCGAAUGAUGGAAAUGUAUCUGAAUCCCAGGGCAUGGCAGAAACUGAUGAGAAUAUUUCAAAUGAUGCUAUGCAUCCAAAAGCAAUUAAACAUUUCUCUGAUGAUUCUAGUGCAGAAAAUUCAACAGGAGAGGCUAGUAUGUCAGAGCACCUUUCUAGAGGUAGCCCUGAACCAGUAAUUCCUCAGCUCGUGAAUGAGAUUGAACUCAUUUUUAAACCACAUCCUGAAGAUCCUGACCUUGUUGAUCCUGCUUCUCAAACUCGUUAUAUUAAGACAACAGCAAAUGCCACAGGUAAUAUUUUAGUCUGUACUACUUAACUUUUAACAUUUUGAACUUAUUGUUUUAAAUUAAAUUAAAAUUGUUAAAAAUACUUUAAUAGUUUAGAAAGGUAUUUAAGUAGGUAAAAAUGGUAUUUAGGGGGAAAGACUGCGAUGAUCCGAUUAUCAAAAAAUGAAAUGAGUAAAACAAAGUAUGGGAAAACCUGAAAAAAGGAACACAGUAAAACAACGAACGUGUUGCAGGAAGCCUUCAUCAGCAAACAACAGAAAAAACAGAAUUAUAUUAGAAAUAGCACUUAGCUUAAAAGUAAUAUCCGAGGGGGCAGCAAAAGAAUUAUGACCAAAAAUAAGUAGUUGAGAGAUUAAAUACAGGCAAAAAGGGAAAGAAAAGAGAAGUAAGUCCACUACAAUUGGUCAUGACUUGGAUGGGUGGAGCUAAGGCUUGACAUGUGAAUGAAACAUGAUGUUCAUGCCAUGUGAUGUCAACGUUCCAUAAGUCUGGAUAAGCUUGUUUUCCGAAUUCACCUGGCUGAGUGUGUUUGAGCUGGUCACAAUCACACUAAUUGUUAAAUCUGCCAUGCCCUUGUGGUUGCUUCUAUUGAAGAAUUUAGAGACGGGACACAGUUAAUUUUGUGAAAUAUUACAGAGAUGUCAGUACAUCUGUCACAGAGUCGGCGUCUCGUCUACCCUGAGUACGAUAUCUGGCAGCAGAUGCAAGCAAUCGCAUAGAUAACAUUGCGGCUAGUACAAAGGACACCACACCCUAUCUUAAAACUGCCCUUAGGAUAAAACUGCCCUUUUAUGUGUUGAGUUUGGACAAGGACAAGUGUUGCAACGGCUGCGUCCACUUGCGUCAAAAUGGGAGGGUGCAGCAUAAGUUGGUAAAAACAGGGUUCAUGAUAAACUUUGGAUAGGCGAUUUCUCCAUCACUAGUCUAUUCUUUGCUAUUUAUAACUAUUACUAUCAAAAUUGGCAUCAGAAAUGUAUGUUUGGAUAAUUUUUAAAAGAAAAAGAUGCUAGGGAAGAAGGAUAAUUAAAUAAGUCUGAAAUUCAUAAAUUCAUGAAUGUAUGACUGUUGCAUAAACUGCCUAGCUAGGCAUUAGCUGUAGUAUGAGGUGCAAUAAAAUUUAGUUUGAUUGAGGUAUUUAAUAUGUAUAUAAUUGUUAAUUAUAUUUAUGUUUUAAGAUAUUUUUAAGUUCAAGAAGAAUGACUUGUUUCAACUGAUUCUAAAUAUUGAACACACCAUCUAAAUAAUCUUGCAACAUGUCAUUUAGUUUAUGUAUAAAGUAUCAAUUUUAUAUUACAUACAAUACUUAUCCUAAGUAGGCAUAAGGAAUCUAAUUUAUAAUAAAAUAAAAAUGUUCUUUGUUUUGCCUUUCUAUUCUAGUGGAUCAUCUCUCAAAAUAUCUUGCCAUCCGACUUUCCUUAGAUAAUGCUACAGAAGGUGAAGAUGGUAAGCAAAGGAUAAAUGGCUAAUGUGAAGAGAUAGCACCGUGACGUCAUUUGCGUGUUUUGUCCCUGGUUCUGAUAGGGUCAAAACCAAUGUUAAGGAUAAGUAUAGGGUUCAGGUUAGCUUUAGGGACAGAUUCAGGGUUCAUGUUAGGUUUUGUUAGGGAUAAAUUUAGGACAUAAAUUCGUGGCCAUGGUAAAAUAAACACAUUUACCGGAUAAAUUUGCUAUCAAGGGAUUUUUUAUUAGUAAUUAAAUAAAUUUGAAAAAAUAAUUUCUUCCCUGGGAUAAAUAAAGCAAAAAUUUAAAAGUGUUGUCUUUGAUUUGUUUGACUAAACUUUAAAUGGGUCUGAUAUACCCUGGGUGAAAUAUUUUUCACUUAUUUAAAAAUGUUAAAUAUUUUGUUCAAUAAAAAAAGAAUUCACAGAAGGCAAAUUCUACACUUAAAAUGUAAAUUUAAGUGGAUUUAUUUUCAGUAAUGAAUAAAAAAGAAAACUUUUAAUAUUUUAUUAAAUCAGCUCUCACAGUUAACCCUCAAACUGUGGCAUGCAUCAUUCUGUAGUGUGGGAGCUUUUCAGAGCUUUUUGAGUGCCUUUUCAAAUUGCAUUAAAUGACAUAGAAAUAUUGAGACAAGACCUCAAUAAGUAUAUAUUUUUAGAAAGGAAAAUGGAUGGGGAUAAAGUUGGCUCUAUUGCCCACCCUGUAAAAUAUUUUGCUCGGUGUCCUUGACCUUGGAGUGCUCAAGAAAAAAAAAUCGACAAAAUGUCUUGCUUUCCAAGUGCUCAUAACAUCAUUAAUUUUUAUAGAUACACUUGAAACACUUAUGUAAAUGUUGUAGCCAAUUCAUUUAUCUUUCAGAAAAUGUAUAGUUUGCUUAGGUUUUGAUUGCAUUAAACCUCUGAAAGCAAUUUUAGUAAUUUUAGGUCAUUUAUGUAAGAAACUGGGACCACAGCUAAAACCAAGACCAAGUAUAAAAUACAAUAUCUUAGGCAAAAUAAUUAUUAUUGACUAGCAGUAAACAUUUAAACUGUGGAACUGAUUUGGAUUGUUAAACUAUAAAAUUUAUUAGUUCUGAACUUUCAUCUGUAGCUUUUUUGACUAAAAUUCAGUCAGUCCUUGCCCAACCUCCGGGCCUGGCUGGAAGUCUAACAGCAGGCCUACUUCAGUAUCACUAAGACUAGUAUAAGAUUCACGAGAAGAAGAAUCUCAACUGAUAUUGUCAUGGGUAAUGUUAAAAUCAUCAUCAGUAUCACUUAAAUCCUCUCCUAAAAAAAAUUCAAAAAUAUUUCUAUUAGUUCUUGCACUGAUGGCCCAGCCAUUUUAGCUUUAAAAAAAAAACAGCGCUAUAAAACUCCAAUUAAAAAGUACUUUUUCGUAAGUUAUCAAGAAACAGCUUGACCCAGAAGAUUAUUUAAUUAUUAAUAAAAGGAAGUGGCUAUAAUUUAUAAUUUCCGGUUAAAAAUUGAAUUGGAAGUUGCUAUCGGGCCAUGUUUUUCAAUCGGCCGCCACAGCAUAUAGUGAGAAUAUCUGCCGAUUUCUUUGGCCGACCACAGUUUGAGGGUUAAAAUAAUGAGUAAUAUAUGCUGACAAAAACACAGAUGAAUUUUUUCAGUGAUUUUUAAAGAUUGCUUAUUGAAAUUUCAAAGUGUUCUAAUAUUCUAAUAUCCCAAUAAUGUAUUUAAUUUUGAGUUUUUUUCUAAGUCAUUAACUGAUAAAAAUUUAGUAGGAUAAUCACUGUUGUAAAAUCUUUUGUACCAGUACUGUGGAUUAGUUUAUUGUUGAGGACAAUAAAAAUUUAUUUUCAGAAGAUCAGUCUGGAAGCAGACUUUUUGACAUCUUUGUGGCUACACAUCCAGGUCAUUUCAUACUUCUUAAUGGCCCCACAAGCCUCGAGCAAGUGAAAGAAAAAUAUUGGAAGAUAAACAAGCCCCUGGAAAUAUUCUACUCUGUGAGAAAAAGUGCUGCUAUGUCUUCAUUAAAAAAAAUACAUUCAGACAAUAAAUAGCUGGAUGGUUUAUUUCAUCCCAUCAUUUUGUUGUGACAAUUUAAUUUCCAGGUAGAAAUCAUUGUUUUUCUGUGAAGAAUUUCAGAAUUAUGUAGUGAGAAUCACAAAUGAGCUUUCUUUCAUAAUAAUAAUAGAGCAAUGAAGAAUUAUUUUUUUGUACAAUCUUUUAGUAAUAAUUAUAGUAAUUACAAUUUUAAAGCUAUUAAUUCAUUUAAGAAAAGAUAUUUUAAAUCUUUUGGAUUUGCUGUCCAGGUGUUCUUCUGUGCUUUGUGAAAAAAAAAAUUUCAGCUAUAAACCCUCUCAAGUCUCUUGUAAAAAAAAAAGUUACUAAAUUUACAUCUAGAUUUCAAUAAUACUAGCCAUUAACCAUCUAACACUUAAAAAAGUGGGUUGAUAAAUUAGUUACAAUUAGAUAUAAAAAAUAUUUUUGACCAAAUUAAGUUUGAUUCAUUAUUGGUGCAUUCUAUUUUGUGUAUUUAAAGCAAUUUUAACAGAUCUGGUUACUAUUUAUGACCAUAGUUAAGUUUAGUUAUUCUAUUUUCCUUUUGCCUGGGUAAUAACAAUUUUUUUUAUAAAUGGCAUUAGCAUUUAUAUAUUUCCUAAGCUACUAAUGUUAUGUGCUCUCUGCAUAGCUAGUAGCUGGCACCAUGUUAGCUACAGCAGAUCCCCUGUGAAUCAAGCUGUGGGUACUGUGCAAGAUUUUCUUCAACUUUCUCAAAUCUUAAUCAUUUAAGGAAAUAAGUAUAGGAUGUGUUCAGCCAGGACUCCCUAGUCUGUAAAUGCUUAAUUCUGAAAAUGAUUCUUGGAGAGCAAUCACUCUUGAAGUGUAUAAUGUCACUUGCUGUUUACUCCUUUGUGUUCACUUUGAGGUGAUGAAAACAAGUUGUUCAAUCAAUGUUAAGCAACAUAUUUAAUUGUAGAAUUUUCUUUUACCCAACUUAGUGAUGGCUUUAUUUGAUAAGUAAAAUUUGUACUCUUUGCAAAAUAUAAUGUGUGUGACAAUAAUUCCGAAACUGACACAUCACCUGAACUUAAAGAUUUGGCUUAACUUUCCUGUUUUUCUUUACAAAUAAAAUAAUGUUUUUUAUUGGGGGUUUUUUACAUAUAUAUGUGCAAACAGAAUACUGCUACCCGUAUUUGUAGUUAUUAUGAAAUUUUUUUUUGUUUUAAUAGUUACAUGUUAUUGCUAAUUUUUAUUUAUGCUUCGAGGUCAAUGAAUGUAGUGAGCUUUAUUGUUUGUCUCUGAUUAAGGUAAAUCAAUUUUAUUUUAUGAUUAUGACAGUGACAGCAAUUGUUGUUUUAAUUUACCUUCCACUUCCAUUAACAAAAAUUAAUCUGUAAUGUUGCAUUAUUUAUUAGAAAAUGUAUGUUUCAUGUUUGAUUUAAAAAUACAAAUAUCCUCAAGGAUAAGAAGUAAUGAUGUAAUUGUGUAGGAGUCUCAUGCAUAAUUUAGUACGGAUAGAUUUGAUGCUAGUAGUUUAUAAAUUGUAACAGUUGAUGUAAUCACUGUAAUAAGAAUCUACAUGUAGUGUCUUGUGUUUAUUUCUAGUCUAUUCUCUACGUUGUGUAUACAUGUAUAAUUAUACGUUAUUAUAAUUUAUGAUAAAAAUUGACUCAUCCCAUGUUUUUCUUGGUCAUUCUUUACCACAUACAUUCGUCAAACAUUAUAGUAUAGUACUUAUUCAAGUAAUAUGGAUUUUGACUGGUUAAGAUUAGUACAGUUAUUGUAAUUGUAUUGAAAAAUUUUCAUGUGUUUGAACAAUCAUUGAAAUUUUACUCCAGUAAUCCAGCAAUAUUUUUAUUUUAAUGCACAUACUAUUAAUGUACACAUCCUGACACAAAAAAUGGCAAGAAAAUCUCAUUAACUGAAUUAUUGAUUUUACUCCACCAAGUAACUGGGAUUGGGAGGAAUAAUUGUUUAAUUUUUCCCCUUGUGUGGAGGCCCCUGGUUCCAGCCAAUAUUUAUGUUUAAAUUGUUGUGCUUAUUAAUUAAGGGCUGACUCACCCAUUUCCAUGAAUGGUAUAAUUACCGUAUUUUAAAGAAUACUAAAUUUUAUGAUAAAGUAGCUAUCAAAUACAAAAAGAACACUUUAGGAAAGCAGACUAACUUUUAGUAACUGUACUAAAGAAGAGAGUCACUGUUGCUGAAUUCACAUAAUGUCCAGGAGAUAAGAAAUUAAGAAAGCAUGAAUAGAGGAACUUUUAGAGAAUGCAGAGACAGCAGCUAAACAAAGGAUUUGAUCAAACUGUUUUUUUUUAAAACUUGUAUGCACAAUAACUGCUUAGUUACUUUGGUGGUUUGAUAACGGGUGUGUAUGUGGAUUUGGGUUGUGUACAAUAUUAUUAUUUCUAAUUAAUAGCAGACAGCCUAACAACCACUGGCUAAAUAUAUGUGAUACUGUCUAUUUACAAUUACAUGACAACUGAACAGUAAAAGGACUCAGUGUGCUGUGCCUGAAUACAUGGUAGCUAAGAUAAGAUAAAAUAUGAUUAUUUUAUUGAUCCAAAUAAAUGGAAAUGUUUUUUGAUUGCAUUAAACAUUUUCAGCACAUAAAUAAAACAAUUUGAACACAAG